GUUUUCGUUUGGUAACCUGUUUAUUCUCUGGUAUGUUUCUGCAACGUAUUUUGUGUAAUGUUGUAUGAUUUUUCAGUUAUAAUCUACAAACUGAGGACAUACAUAUUGAUGUUGAAUACCUGAUGUCUUUGCCCUACAUCUCUGGUGAACAGCAAGAUGUCUGUGCACAACUCACCAGGAAGGUAUAUGUUCUGAUCUACACUGUUGAUAAAUAAGACGUCUGUGCAAAACGUGAACUGAAGACCUCCAUCUGAAAAUCAGUGUCAUUAGCUGCUGUUACAACUAUGAACUGCGACUUCUGUUACAACUAUGAAAUGUGAAUUCUGUUACAACUAUGAACUGCGACUUCUGUUACAACUAUGAAAUGUGAAUUCUGUUACAACUAUGAACUGUGAAUUCUGCUCAAAGUUUUGUAGAAGUAAAUCUAAAUUAGAAAGACACAUGCGCGUCCAUACUGGAGAGAGACCGUUCAAAUGUGGAAUGUGUUUCAAGGAUUUCUCUACCAAGAGUAACAUUAAAACACAUAUCAGUAUUCACACUGGUGUAAAACAAUUUGGAUGUGAUAUCUGUAAAAAAUCCUUUGCUCUGAGUUUCAGGUUAAAGCGACAUUUGUUGAUUCAUACUGAUGAGAAACAUUUCAAAUGUGACAUCUGCAACAAACGUUUUACACAGAGUUCCAGUUUGAAAAGACAUAAAAUGCGUCAUACUGGUGAGAAACCUCUCAAAUGUGAUAUCUGCUCCAAACGUUUUAGAGGUAGUUCCAAUUUGAAAAGCCAUAAAAUGCUACAUUAUGGUGAGAAACCUUUCAAAUGUGAGGUGUGCACGAAACGAUUUAUAAGCACUAACAUUUUAAAACGCCAUAUGUUAAUUCAUACUGGUGAGAAAGCUUUCAAAUGUCAUAUGUGCACAAAAUGUUUUACACAGAAUUCCAGUUUGAAAAGGCAUAACAUUCUUCAUAAUGGCGAAAAACCUUUCAAAUGUGAUAUGUGCACAAAAUGUUUUACAACGACUACAGAAUUAAAACACCACAUAUCGGUUCAUACUGUUGAAAAAACAUUUAAAUGUGAUUUUUGCACAAAAUGUUUUACACAUACUUCCCAUUUGAAAAACCAUCAAAUACUUCAUUAUGGCCAGAAACCUGUCCAAUGUGAUAUGUGCACAAAAUGUUUUGCGACUACUACAGAAUUAGAACGCCAUAUAUUGAUUCAUACUGGUGAGAAACCUUUCAAAUGUGAUAUGUGCACAAAAGGAUUUCCAAGCACCAGAGACUUGAAACGUCAUAUGUUUAUUCAUAGUGAUGAGAAACCUUUCAAAUGUGGUGUGUGCAAAAAGGGAUUUUCAAGCACUAGGGACUUGAGACGCCAUAUGUUCAUUCAUACUGGUGAGAAACCUUUCAAAUGUGAUACGUGCACAAAAUGUUUUACACAAAGUUCCAGUUUAAAAACCCAUACAUUUCUUCAUACUGGUGAGAAACCUUUUAAAUGUGAUAUGUGCACAAAAUAUUUUACACAGAUUUCCAGUUUAAAAACUCAUAAAAUGCUUCAUUAUGGUGAAAAACCUUUCAAAUGUGAUAUGUGCACAAAAUGUUGUGUGACAACUACAGAAUUAAAACGUCAUAUGUUAAUUCAUACUGGUGAGAAACCAUUCAAAUGUGAUAUGUGCAAAAAAGGGUUUACACGGAGUUCCUGUUUGAAAAAACAUAAAAUGCUUCAUAAUGGUGAAAAGCCAUUCAAAUGUGAUUUGUGCACAAAAUGUUUUACACAGAGUGCCCAUUUGAAAGACCAUAAAAUGUUUCAUUAUGGUGUGAAACCUUUCAUUUGUGAGGUGUGCGCAAAAAGUUUCACAACCAAUACAGACUUAAAACGCCAUAUAUUGAUUCAUACUGGUGAGAAACCAUUCAAAUGUGAAAUUUGCACAAAAUGUUUUACACAGAAUUCUGGCUUAAAAAAACAUAAAAUGCUUCAUUUUGGUAAGAAACCUUUCAAAUGAGAGGUGUGCACAAAAUGUUUUACAACCAGUGUAAGCUUUAAAAGCCAUAUAUUGCUACAUACUGGCGAGAAACCUUUCAAAUGUGAAGUGUGCACAAAAUGGUUUGCACAGAAUUCUGACUUGAAACAACAUAUGUACUUUCAUUCUGUUGAGAAACCUUUCACGUGUGAUGUGUAGAUAACAUUGUUCUCAACGUUAUCCUAAAACAACAUACGUCAAUUAAUGCAGGAGAGAAACCUUUCAAAUGUGAAGUUUGCAAAACACAUAUCAAACAGUGGAACGUUAAGAAUGACAAGCGUGGGGAGGGGAGGGGAGGGGUUAUACAAAUUAAUCACACAUUAUGGUCCAUACCGAUUGCAAAUGAAGUGCACGCAUGAAGUGCUUUGGAUACAGUAGCCAUUUGGACAAACAAAUGUAAAAUUUGCACAAAAUGUUUUGCAGAUCAGACCCGCUUUAAGGACCAUGGGCCGAUAUGGAACAGAUAAAUCAACCUGCACUGAUAGGAUUCAAAGCACAGACUCUCAAGAUUAGAAUCAUUGUGCCAUACCAAAUGUCAGUAGGAACAUUUUAUAUACCAACACUUUUGCAUUCAUAUAUCUGGAUUUUGUAAGACUGGGUAAUAUUAAUAUUCAGUGUUAACACUGGUUUAUGUAAGAUGCUGACAGGUUGCCCAUCUGGAUUUUCAGUCGACUGGGACGAUCGGGAAACCGUUAAGAUCGAACUCUUGAGUUAUCUCUAUCCCAGUGACUAACUAUACAAUAUAAGAUAUUUACAAUAAAAUAUGGUUGUGAUGAUAAUGUUAAAGUCAAGAAAAGCCUGCAUUUUUAUGACCUGAAAACAAUUUAUUAAUUACUUAAAAUAUAUUUGUUCAUUUAGCUAUUACCUUUGGUACACAUAGACUGAAAUAAAACAUUAGUUACAUAAAUGUA
Molecule: messenger RNA, 2918 nt
Organism: Gigantopelta aegis
Lineage: Eukaryota; Metazoa; Mollusca; Gastropoda; Neomphalida; Peltospiridae
Product: zinc finger protein 99-like
Exons: 2
Coding region: 385-1989 (534 amino acids)
Source: RefSeq, a predicted model, not a curated record